UCCGCAUUUCAGUCCUAUGGGAGGAGGAGGAUUGUAUGCGUAGCAAAAUAAACCAGCUGUUAUUGAUACUUCACCAUAAAGUAGUAAAAACAAGUAAAACUGUAUCGGCACUUGUAUAUUUUCAGGUUUAAGCGUGACUAUCAGCACAAUGAACGUGAGGAAAGUGGAAAAGACUAUUUUGAGUGUGGAACAAGUGGAGGGAGUUGGCGCUCGUGUCCGCAGGAGCAUUGGUAGACAGGAGCUGAGGAACCUGGAUCCUUUCCUGUUGUUGGACGAGUUUAGAGUGAGCAAGCCAGCAGGGUUUCCAGACCAUCCUCACAGAGGAUUUGAGACAGUAACAUACGUUUUAGAAGGGGUCACAGCCCAUGAAGACUUCUGUGGCCAUAAAGGACGACUGAAACCAGGAGAUCUGCAAUGGAUGACUGCAGGACGGGGGGUGGUCCAUGCUGAGAUGCCUGUAUCAGAGGAGCCGGUGGUGGGCCUACAGCUGUGGGUGAACCUGUCGAGGCGAGACAAGAUGGUGGAGCCAGCAUAUCAGGAGCUUAAAGGCUCAGAGGUCCCCAAGCCCAGUCAGGGUGGAGUUACGGUCGCUGUGAUUUCUGGGGAAGCAUUAGGAGCAAAGUCUAAGGUUUAUACAAGGACACCGACCAUGUACCUGGACUUCACACUGCAGGCAGGAGCCCAGCAUGUGCAGCCAGUGCUCUCAGGAUGGACUGCAUUUAUCUACACACUAUCAGGAUCCAUUCAUGUUGGCCCAGAUCUGGAGCAGCAGAAGGUAGAGCCCCAUCACACUGUGGUGUUUGGGGAUGGAGACUGUGUAAAGGUUGAAAACAAGGGCUCCGAAGUAUCUCGUUUUGUGCUGAUCGCUGGCGAGCCAAUCAAAGAGCCAGUGGUGCAACAAGGUCCAUUUGUAAUGACCACUGCAGAAGAGAUCAGACAGGCUGCCAGUGACUACCAGAAUGGUAGAAAUGGCUUUGAAAGGGCCGUAAACUGGAGAUCCACGAUCAGAGAUUCUUUCUGAACACUACGCAUUGUACUCUGGUCUGUAGUGUCAGUGUUGGCCUAACUUAUUUGCCACUAUAGAAACAAAUUUAUAGGGAUAUUUGUAUUGUGGUGUUUUAUAAACGUAGCAAACGUUUGAUAUAGGAAAAUGUGUGUAUUUAAUUCUCCGAAUGUAUACUGUAUGUGCUUACAGGGUUUUUAGUAAUUUUCAUAAUCAGUUUUAAUUUCUCUAAGUCUACCCCAUAUAGAUUUUAGGGAAAAUGUGUUCUGGUCUCUAUACCUCUUGUUUUAUUCCAUUUUAUUUCUGCUAUUUCCCUGGGGCAGAGCAGUUCUGAUUCUGAAGCUACGGUUUGUGCAAGUUGCUUGCCUACAUUGUUGUUAUGAAGAUUAUUUGCAGUACUAUAGCAAUUUAAGUAAUGCUUUCAUUAAUGUUAUGAAGUUUGAUGGCAUACAUUUUCAUUUUCUAUAUUAAUAGUAUUUUAAACACUCUUCAUACAGAGACUAAAACCAACAAUAAAGUGCCUGUAUUCAUGAUUAUUUUCUGUCGGUCUCCAACCUGGAUUAUCUUAUUCGCCUGUGCCAUUAGACCAUUAGACAAAAUUGAUUAAAAACACGUCAGAGAAACACACUGCUGCACUGGGUGACGUGUUACAAAACACAAGACCCUGAUAUUUGUUCAAAAUAUUGCCUCAAAUGCUCCAAACAACCAUAACUUUUUACAGCAUCUGACAUAAGAGUCAACUCACAAGAUUUCCUUGAAAGCAUGAGGAACUAGUGGUGUAUAAAAAAAAAAGUAGAGAGCUGACACAGAGAUGUCACAAAUGCGCAAUUGCUUCAUGCCUGCUUCAGACACUGUAAAAAGUUAUGGUUGUGGCAA
Messenger RNA from Monopterus albus (swamp eel), 1879 nucleotides. It is a transcript of the gene pir, whose product is annotated as pirin. Gene Ontology annotation, molecular function: quercetin 2,3-dioxygenase activity. The transcript has 11 exons. Gene Ontology annotation, cellular component: nucleus. Bases 149 to 1021 code for a protein of 290 amino acids. NCBI's taxonomy places the organism in Eukaryota, Metazoa, Chordata, Actinopteri, Synbranchiformes, Synbranchidae. The record is from RefSeq and is a predicted model, not a curated record. Gene Ontology annotation, biological process: monocyte differentiation.